CGUGAAACUCAAUCGAUUUUUCGCGUAUGUACUUACUUUCCUUUUUCAGUGGACAACAGGCAGUCUGUUAGAGGUGUCCGUGAUUUUGGUGAAUAAUCAUUUUCAGAGCUAUACAGAAUGCGGCUAAUUAUCGUUGGGAUAUUGCUGGGCCUGGUUUACAGUUGCAGUGCGACCAUUAGUGGACCCUUUCUCUUCUGGGGCCACGACAAGGUGUCCACCUUAAAAACCCAGGCGCUAGUUGAGGCCGGCAGCAGGGAGGAGUCGUUGACGCAAUUGUUUGGUGAGGCUAAGGCCAUUGUAGUUUUCAUGAGGAACACCACAAGUCGCUUGGAGGGCAUUAAGUACCCUAGGUUCCAGAAUCUGGUGAAGAGUUGCACUUGGACCUAUUUACCAGAGCGCAGCCUGGCGACCGAGCCUUUUGGUCGUAAUGCCAAAAUUGAGGUCAUAAGCUUGUCUGGUCACGGGGAAGACGACGACGCUGAGAUUGUGACGGCCUACAAUGACGCUUUGAGGAUCUAUGGCGAUGGUGAGGUUCUUGGAAUCCUAGCCAGUCGCGAGGAGGAGGCACAUUUCCUCGCCAAACGUGAGACUGCCGAGGAAGAAUCCGAAAAGACAGCUGAGGGAACUCCUACUGACUCUGCCGAGGAGAUAGAGGCCAGCUUCAUUUACGUAGCCGAAGGAAACAAAGCGGUUCUCUCUUUGAACGGUCCGCCAGAGCUGCUGCUUACCAACGAGACAUUGCGCCUGGAGGAGCACAUUAAGCAGAUAACUUUCGACGACCAGCAUGCCAAGGGCUACGGUCGCCUUAGCAUAACAUUUAUGCACAGCGGCGAGAAGUGCACGCUCCGCUUUAAGUUCACGCUGGCGCGUGGCACGUGGACACUACGAAACGUCGAGGUGGAGUACAGGGAACUCAAGAGCGUACUCUUAGCACGCGGCGACGAGUACACUCUUCCCUCGGCACCUCUGGGCUUCUCCUAUCGCUGCUCCGCCAACGAUUUGAGCUUUGUCAACCCUAACAAAAACGAGAGCCUACAGAACCUCAUCCUGUCCGACUUCCAGGUGCAACCCUGGCUCAACGGGCGAAAGGAGUUCGGCGAGGUCUACGAUUGCGUUGGCUUCGUCUCGGCGCCUAUCCUGUCGGGUCUCUUUGUAGUUACUCUUCUGCUCGGCAUCCUAGGCCUCGGGAUCUCCGCCAUGCUCAGCAUGCACACCCCAAACCGAUUCGAGAGCUCGCGUAGCAAGCAGUUGACCUUUACGGUUCAGGAGUAGGCACUCUUCUUAUUCAACAUUAAAAAUAGUUUAAUUUUUGCGCGCUGCAAAAUGUUUGUUUUGAUCACUUACAUGGCUGCCAACCCAUUGGCGUUAUUCACCUUGGCCAUUGAGCUGUUUCUUAUACAUCUGCUUUUUGUGCUGGUCGUGCUCUACGUCUAUGUUCUUUGGUAUUACUAAAACCUAAAAUGAAGUUAAUUAAAAACAUUCUGACUAAAUCAAGAUAUAUGCUUAAUAGCGAAAUUCCACUGAGAUUUUUCCUUAAUUACUCUUACACUAAAAAUCAAAUUACGUAAUUAUAUCUUAUCUGGCCAUAAUAUAUGUUGGCGCUAUUUACGUAUAACUAUGUACAAAUAUAUCCGCAUUUCGACCCUA
This is a messenger RNA of Drosophila guanche, 1647 nucleotides long. RefSeq lists its product as uncharacterized. The coding region runs from base 118 to 1272 and encodes 384 amino acids. The transcript is spliced from 2 exons. NCBI's taxonomy places the organism in Eukaryota, Metazoa, Arthropoda, Insecta, Diptera, Drosophilidae. Gene Ontology annotation, cellular component: proton-transporting V-type ATPase complex. The record is from RefSeq and is a predicted model, not a curated record.